AUGGAGCUUGACAUUGAGGAAUAUAGAUACAUUGUACCCGGGUCUGCAAGUGUGAAGUAUGUUACCGAAGACUGCGUGGAGGUAGGCGACCAGGCCCCCAUGACGGUGAAUGUUACUGGCAGCACAAAUAAAAAAUUAACCCAGCAGGCUCUCCAUCCAGGCCUCUUCAUCACAAGACCUAGGUCUUCUUCAUUGAGCAAUAUCAAGACUACUGAGUCAAAGAACCCACCUGCUACUCCCGUAAUAAUGGAUAAUGAUCAUUUAGUUAACAAUGAUUGCCCUCCUCCCUCCUGGCAAAGAAUACCUACAAGCCGCUACCCCAAGAGAAAGAGACUAUCAAAUAGUCCUCCACAAUACCAAAAACUCGACCAAAAAACACAAACAGGAAUCAGUACUUCUAACAGUUACAGUGGACUACCUAUAGAUCCUACUGAUGAAGAUUCAUCCACUUACGCUAAAAAAGUCUACAAACCACCUCCUAUAAUAUUAUAUGGCAUAGAGGAUCUCUCCAAAUUAACUGAAUUACUAAAUAGUAAUGUACCUAGUGACGGCUACUCAUACAAAAUCAUAAACAGAGAUCAUUUAAGAAUCACGACACAAUCUACUGAUGUAUAUAAAGAAUUAAUAGAACUCAUUCGGAACAAAGGUCUAAUUGGUCAUACAUUUACUCAAAAGCAAAAUAAAUGUUAUAGAAUUGUGGUAAAAAACUUGCAUCACACCACACCAAAAAUAUCUAUUAUAGAAGAAAUUGAAAAAAACAGGUAA
Molecule: messenger RNA, 765 nt
Organism: Leptosia nina
Lineage: Eukaryota; Metazoa; Arthropoda; Insecta; Lepidoptera; Pieridae
Source: the annotation of a GenBank genome assembly